Molecule: messenger RNA, 839 nt
Organism: Triticum dicoccoides
Lineage: Eukaryota; Viridiplantae; Streptophyta; Magnoliopsida; Poales; Poaceae
Product: CASP-like protein 4B1
Exons: 3
Coding region: 41-697 (218 amino acids)
Cellular component (GO): membrane
Source: RefSeq, a predicted model, not a curated record
UCCUCUAUCGCCCGUUCGUUCCCUUACGUGCUAAGGCACCAUGGCUAUGCAGCUGGCCGCGUCCCCGGACUCCGAACACUACGUCGCCAAGUCCCCGCCGCCCCCGCCGCCUCUGUCCCCGCACCCGCCCCCGGCCCCGGCGGCCGUCAAGCCCAAGUCGCCGCAUGUCUCGCAGGGCGGCGGCCAAAGGGCGCCCGUUGACACGGGGACGACGCCCCUGACACCUGGCAGGGACAGGGCCCGCCACGACCACGGUGGCGGUGGCGGUGACGAAGCCCAGGUGCUCAACGGGAUCGUCCUCGUGCUGCGCGCCGCCGCCGCGCUGCUGUCCUUCGUGGCCAUGGCGCUCGUCGCAUCCUGCCGCCACGGGGACUGGAUGGACUUCCUCCGCUACCAGGAGUACAGGUAUCUUCUCGGGGUCUCCGUGGUUGCGUUCGUGUACUCUGCGGCGCAGGCGUUGAAGAAUUUCGGCCGGAUGCGCCGCGGCGACGCACACGCGAGCUUCCUUGAUUUCGCCGGCGAUCAGGCGGUGGCGUAUCUGCUGGUCACGGCGUCGGCGGCCGCUCUCCCGAUCACCAUCCGCAUGAGGUCGGCGGUGGUCAAUGUCUUCACGGACGCCAUCGCCGCGUCCAUCGUCCUCGGCUUCCUCGCCUUCGCGGCGCUCGCCCUGUCCGCCAUGCUCUCCAGACGGGCGUAGUACGACUAUCUUAGCUAGCCAGGCCAGCAUGCAGUCGGCCCAUCGUGAGUAGUGACAUCCAUCCAUGGUUGUUGACUUGUUGUAGAAGAAAAUUAGUUAAAUCCAGGAGAAAAACAAGGGAAAAAACCAAAGUUCAGAGUAA